Molecule: messenger RNA, 2763 nt
Organism: Leguminivora glycinivorella
Lineage: Eukaryota; Metazoa; Arthropoda; Insecta; Lepidoptera; Tortricidae
Exons: 7
Coding region: 190-2454 (754 amino acids)
Source: RefSeq, a predicted model, not a curated record
UUAUUCAGAAAUGUAUAUCUUCUCACGCUUCUGUAAUGUUCCUUUAAUUGAUUGUUGUCUUAAAUAAGUAAUAAUUUGUGUUUUGUGUAAAAUUAAUUACUACUCGUUUAAUCUCUACUCAACUUGCUUUUGGUAACCUUAAAGUUAAUUAAUGUUUACAAUGCCGACGAAUUUCGUGAUAUCGUAGCCAUGGAUUCUAUUGAAGACGGUGGUUGUGUGAGAAAAUCUUAUAAACUGAAUAGUGACGAUGAUAUAACUAGGAAUUGUAAAGGAGCUUCCAAACAGCGAGGUUUGAAUGAGAACAGUGAAAAUGUGCGUCCUGCGUCGGAUUCCAUUUCCAAUGACACAAACUGCGUACCACCGAAUGAUGGCCAUUCAAGGGGCUCGAACUGCUCGAACAGUGGUGAGCCAGGGCCAUCGGGGAGACUCGUCGUCGACAGUGAGGAGUGUUGUAACAAAAACAUAGCUGGUAGCCAGCCUGUAGCUACCAGAGUGAACAACAGUUACCUUGAGGUCGCAGGCAGCAGCAAAGCUGAGGCGCGCGACAAUGGCAUCCCCAACACUCAGGAACUGCAGACCUGCCAGAGGCACAAGGUGUGCCAGGAGAAAGCUGGAAACUCCUACAAUUUAAAUUUUCCUUCAACUAGUGCUACAAGCAGGGUUUGUGAUAAUUUCUUUGACAAUGCAGGACUGAGAGAAAAUAGGAAGAGGCCUUCUAGUUUGAAGUUAAACAGGCCUAACUUAGAUGCAGAUGACAGCUCAAGUGACACUGGCAAUGAUGACUAUUCUUUGGGUUCUGAAGAUGGCUGCAUCUACACUUACAGAGGUGGGGAGCACUUGGCAGACCUGCCUAGCUCCUUCUUUAGCCUUGACAUGGGUCUUCCCCUGGACAGGCACCUCCCCAUACCCCCACUGUACCAACAGCAACCUGCAGGCGCAAAUGCUAGAGAACAUGGUUCUAGAGCUUCAAGCCCUGACAUGGACUUCCUAGAAAUGGACUUUGACCCUGGACCCUCUUGUGAAGUGGACACUGGUGAUGAGUCCACACCAGAUGCUGAUUUAAAUGUGGCUGUGAACAUGCCUGAAGAAAAUGAGCCAGUGUUACGUGAACCUACACCAGAAUUUGUUCCGUUACGGGUUCCUGAGCCAAGUAGACCAGUUAGUUCAACAUCACAAUGCCCGGAGCCUUCUAGCCACCAUUACAGCAUGCCCUCUACUAGCAGAGGCUUCCCUACAGCACACAGUAGUUCAAAAGAAGAAUCAGGGAAUAACUACACUUUUGGCCCUUACAUUACACAUGUUAAUUUUAAAGGCGAACAGUUGAAAGUUCGUAGGACAAUGGCACGGGGUCCCUGCAUUUUGCCCGUCAGCCUACAUCUUACAAAUGGGGACUUGAUCACACCAAGAGAAGUACUACAUCAUGACGAAAAAAUGGAAGAAGAGGAGCCCUUAGCACACCAGAUCAACCAAGGAGACGCAGGGAUUGACCCAGUCAACGUCUCCACCGCUCUCUUUCACAUGACCAUGGCCAAAAAGCUGAUGAUGGAGAAGAACCGGUCAGAUGAGGAGACUGAAGGAGCUACAGCGUCAGGAGAAGGCCCAUCGAGUUUGGGAGUAACAGAGCCCCCUACAAGCAUGGUAUGGUCGGAGCGAGAGGCUUGCGAGCGCCAAGUUACUCAAAUAGGCGUCAGUGCGUGCGGUGCCACCGCCGUCGUCAAUGUUUUCAUAGCAUUAGGCGUUCCAGUUAACAUUGAAAAAAUCAAUACCGCUGUUGGAACGAGGCAGAGAGCUAACAACGCUCCUAUACCCAGGUACCUGUUAUCGCGUUCCGUAGCCGGCUGCACGGCGGCUGACCUCGUUAACGGGAUCCAGAAAGCUUCAGAGGGUCUGGUGGCGGCCAGGUUCUUUCCCAUGUACCCUGAGCGAGCUGUGUCUCUCUCACAUUGGCUAGCGGACUGGAUAUCAGUAGGAGCCGUCCCAAUCCUAACAAUGAACCUGCAAGUAGGCUGUGAAGGCGAGAUCCCCGACGCGUGGCACCAUCAAAUGGUGUUCGGGGUCUCUCCUCGCGGCAUUUACCUUAGCAACCCCGUGGAAUGUACGAGAGAAUGCGCGCUAUGGCCGAAACUUACGUCGCCUUCAGUUCUGCUGGUUAGAACGAGAGACGUGUUGUCGAGAUUUACCCCGGAUACUGAUCUUACUCCGCUGAUGGCUGUGCCUGAUAGGAGGUUUAAUACGUUUAACGUGUUAGGUCAAGUAGUAAACGUGAUACGCGAAUGGCGCGCCGCCGGCUGGUCCUCGGCCGGGACUCGAACCCGCUACAUCCGGUUACCCGCCGCCUAUCAGGCCGGCGUCACAGUGGCCGCACUCACCGGCUCCGCGGCACAUAAGAGACUCACCACAGCGGCUCAACUGCCGAUCUUAGCGCCGCAUGUUGAGAAGUUUGGAGUCGGGUAAUUAUUAAAAAAGUAUGGUAUCAUGAGCAGAAAAUUGUUAAUAUAACCUGUAUAUUAAUAGCGGGACACAAAAGGUCACUAUUGACACAAGUAUCUAUUUUAUGUACCUGUUGCCUCUGGCGUCCCCAUAGCGGCGUUUAGAGAGACAUACCACAGUAGCUCAACUGUCAAUAUUAGCGCCGCAUGUUGAGAAGUUUGGAAUUUGCAUUAGCAGAAGUAUAUGUAAUAACCUAACCACAAAAUUAAAAUUUUGAAAACACCCGACCGCGACAUAGUGGACCGAUUUUCAUAAAACAUGGCUAAGAACACU